Molecule: messenger RNA, 741 nt
Organism: Pyrus x bretschneideri (Chinese white pear)
Lineage: Eukaryota; Viridiplantae; Streptophyta; Magnoliopsida; Rosales; Rosaceae
Product: acidic leucine-rich nuclear phosphoprotein 32 family member A-like
Exons: 2
Coding region: 1-741 (246 amino acids)
Source: RefSeq, a predicted model, not a curated record
AUGCCUGACAACCUAACCAUUGACAUUAAUGAUGUCGAUGAGUUGAAAACAGAGAUCAAGCAGUUGCAGAUAUAUGUGGUACACAUGGCGCAUGAGAAUGAUAUUUCAGACCGAAAAAUGUGGAAGAAGAUCAAAGAGAUAGCCACGAUUAUGGAGGAAUUAAGAAAGGAUGUUAAGACAAAAGGGGUGGAGGAUUCGAGUGAGGAAGAAGAAGGUGGUGAGGAAGAGGGUGGUGAGGAAAAUGAUGGUGAGGAAGACGCUGAAGAAGAGGGUGGGGAGGAAGACAUUGAGGAACAAGAUGUAGAGGAGGAAGAAAGAGAGGAUCCCGAAGGGGAAGAAACCAAGGAAUCAAAAGGGAAAAAAGGUGAGAACAGAGGGAAGAAGAUUAUGGUUGAAAAGGAGGAAGAGCCUUUGAAGGUGUUGCACGAGACUGUUGAUUGGGACAGUCCCACAGAUAUAUGUGCAAAGCUUCUUAACUUGUUGGGAGAAGCAGUACCGGACCGGCAUCAAGAAGUCGAUCUUUUCGAUGUUGAUGAUGACGUAGUGGUAUUCACAUUUGGUUUCCAGCAUUUGGGAACCAAAAAGAACAUCCGUUUUAUAAGAGCGACGGCGAAAUUUAUGGCACAUAAAAGGGAUCAGAAAAAGAAAUGCAAAGUGGCCAUAGAUCAUACGGCGAUGGUCUUUGACCUCACCAAAUGCCCAAAACUCUAUGCCUGUCAGCCCUUGGAGGACAUUAUGUAG